AUGAUAUUUCUUUCAGUCGUCACAGCCAAAGCUUUUGUAUCAGUCCUGUAUUGUCUUGCCGAGCUGAGCAGGAAAUUGAACGGCGGAGACUGGAGCAGAGGAGGUGAGAAGGAGCAGAGUGGUGACGUGAAUGGACUCAGGAUUUUCCGGGACACGGUACACGGAAAUGAACUCGCCUGGUGUGACCCGCGACGCUUCGAACAGAGGAAAAUGCAAACGAGGAAAGAGAGAGAAGAGCUGCCAGGGCAAAGUGUGGAGCAGCUGACUCCAAAUGAGGAAUCUGAUCAAUACAAUGUGUUUCUUGAAUGGAGAAAGUCCUCAUAA
Knipowitschia caucasica is the source of this 324-nucleotide messenger RNA. The record is from the annotation of a GenBank genome assembly. NCBI's taxonomy places the organism in Eukaryota, Metazoa, Chordata, Actinopteri, Gobiiformes, Gobiidae.